Molecule: messenger RNA, 1747 nt
Organism: Peromyscus eremicus (cactus mouse)
Lineage: Eukaryota; Metazoa; Chordata; Mammalia; Rodentia; Cricetidae
Gene: Trmt9b
Product: tRNA methyltransferase 9B (putative)
Exons: 4
Coding region: 180-1517 (445 amino acids)
Biological process (GO): tRNA wobble uridine modification
Cellular component (GO): nucleus; cytoplasm
Molecular function (GO): S-adenosylmethionine-dependent methyltransferase activity; tRNA binding
Source: RefSeq, a predicted model, not a curated record
CAGAGACUCACACUGACUGGUGGAUCCUGUGAAGGGCAAAGGAUGGUGCUCACUGACGUCACUCCGGCGCCCUUCAUGUAUCUUCCCUACUGAGAGACUCGUGUCCCUCUCUGAGGAAGGAAACUGCCGUGAUUUACCAAGACAAGAAGUAAUCCUCUGUGAUCACAAGAUGAUUCAGGAUGGAUCCUGAAGCUGCCCAGCUGGAGAAGCAGCACGUGCAUGAUGUGUAUGAGAGCACAGCCCCCUACUUCAGUGACCUGCAGAACAAAGCUUGGCCACGAGUCCGCCAAUUCCUGCAGGAGCAGAAGCCAGGCAGCCUCAUUGCUGACAUUGGUUGUGGAACUGGGAAGUAUCUUAAAGUGAAUAGCCAAGUACAUACCGUGGGCUGUGACUACUGUGGGCCUCUGGUAGAGAUUGCCCGGAAUAGAGGGGGUGAAGUCAUGGUAUGUGACAACCUUAAUCUCCCCUUUAGGGACCAGGGCUUCGAUGCUAUCAUCUCCAUAGGAGUCAUACAUCAUUUUUCUACAAGACAAAGACGAAUUAGAGCAAUAAAGGAAAUGGCCAGGGUCUUAGCUCCUGGAGGCCAACUGAUGAUUUACGUUUGGGCGAUGGAACAGAAGAACAGACACUUCGAGAAGCAGGACGUGCUGGUGCCGUGGAACCAUGCUCUCUGCUCCCGGCGGCUCUCAGAAUCCCACCAGUCCUGGGGGCAUCCGUGUGGACAUCCCACGAGCCAAGGCCACCAGGGUCCUGGCUCCGCCUGCGGCUGCGCAGUGUGUUUUCAGGGCAGGUGCGAUUCCAAGCGGUCCCACAGCAUGGACGACGGGCCUGCGAUGGCAAGAACCUGCUGUGAAGAUGUUUCGAAGGAAGGCGAGGAAGCGAAUGGAUUGUAUAACAAUUUUGGAAAAUCUUUCCGCUCCUGGUUUUUCUCCAGGUCUUUGGAUGAAUCAACCCUGAGAAAGCAAACUCAAAGAGCCAGACCCAUGAAAAUCACGGAGGGCUGGGCCGAUAGCACUGUGUCCCGUCAGCCUCCCAGACACCCCAGCUUAGACUUACAUCCCCAGGAGACGUUUUCAACAAAAGAACCAAACUUAGACGAGGUGUUUGGAGACACAUCUUUUCAAAGACACUUGGGCUGGCUGGAAGCACCGGGCACUUCAGAGCACUUCAGUGGACACCGGGGAGGAGAGGGCAGGAGGAAGGAGGGCGGCGACUUUCUGGACAUCGCUGACACCAGAGACAGUGUGGCUGCAGACAACGUCAUUGAUCCUUCUGCCAGAAAAAUAUUAAGGAGAGUUUCUGCAUUUGACUCUACAGAUUCCAAACCAGAAGGCCCAAGCUACGCGGAGGAGCAGCAGGAUGCUCCGGAUUCCAGGGCCUUCAUGCGCUAUUACCAUGUGUUCCGGGAAGGUGAGCUGUCGGGACUACUGCAGGAGAGUGUGUCCGAGCUGCAGGUUCUGAGUGCUGGCAAUGAUCAUGGUAACUGGUGCAUCAUCGCAGAGAAAAGGGAGAGCUAGGAAUAACUACACCACUUGGGUCAGGGGCUUCAGAGGUGGCCCGUUAUCUGUCCACUGGGGUGGACGUGGGCACCUGAAUCAGCAUCCUGUUUCAUUGUUUUCAAAUCCAGGUACGAGAUGGUCCUUGGACACUUUGACUUGAUCCUCUGAGUAGUUGAGUAAGCACAGAACCUGGAGCUUGCUGCAUCCGCCACAGGAUAUGUCUACUGAAAUGUCAAUAAAAGGAUCUG